Molecule: messenger RNA, 372 nt
Organism: Zalophus californianus (California sea lion)
Lineage: Eukaryota; Metazoa; Chordata; Mammalia; Carnivora; Otariidae
Product: putative protein ZNF720
Exons: 3
Coding region: 1-372 (123 amino acids)
Biological process (GO): regulation of DNA-templated transcription
Source: RefSeq, a predicted model, not a curated record
AUGCAGGAUCUAGCCGGUUUCCACAGGAACUGUGUCGCUGCCAGCCCUGUUCAUCACGUUGUCAGGGUGGAACCAGGUUCCCGAAACAAAGAGCUGAGAAGUGAGGAGAAGAGGUUUGUGGAGGAGAAGAGAAAGGCACUGCUGACAUUCAGGGAUGUGGCCAUAGAGUUCUCCCAGGAGGAGUGGAGAUGCCUGAACCACACUCAGCGGCAACUGUACAGGGAUGUGAUGUUAGAGAACUACGGACACCUCCUCUUCCUGGGUUUCGUUCUGUCAAAGCCAGACCUGAUGAUGUUUUUGGAGCAAGAGAAGCAGCUCUGGGAUGUGAAGAGAAAGGAGACAGUAGCCUUUCAUCCAGGUAGGUGGGAAUGA